AUGAAUGAUGAACAUGAAGGCUCAUCAUGGAGGAUUUUAAACAUGAAUGAUGAACAUGAAGGCUGUUUUUGGGGGAUUUUAAACAUGAAUGAUGAACAUGAAGGCUGUUUUUGGGCUUGGGAAAACAAAAUGGUGAAAUCUACUGUUGUUGCUAAGAGGUGGGCAACUGAAUUAAAAGACCACCCUGAUUGGAUGAUGAGGAAGUUCAAGGAUAAGGUGUGCAGUAAAGAGGGAUUUUAUGUUAGUGAUCAACAAGCCUAUAGGGCAAUCUGGAAGGCAAGGAAGUUAAGAGUGAGCAAUGAGGAGGACAAUUUCAAGAGGAUAUGGAGUUACUGUGCAGAAGUUGAAAGAACAAACCCUAGAACAACAUGUCUUGUGCAAACAAUUCCCUCGGGUGAUCAAAGUGGUCAUGAAAGAUUUUUGAGAAUGUAUGUUUGUUGGGCAGCUUGCAAGCAGGGAUUCAAACACUGUAGAGGACUGAUAGGUGUAGAUGGCUGUCACCUUAGAGGUGCAAUUGGUGGGAUGAUUUUGACUGCUGUAAGUGUAGAUGCAAAUGACAGUGUAUUUCCAAUAGCAUAUGCUAUUGUAGAAGGAGAGAAAAGGGAGUCUUGGAAGUGGUUCCUAACACUUUUGAAAGAUGAUUUGGAGAUCACACCAAGUAGGGAGGAUGAAAUCUGUUUCAUUAGUGACAAACAGAAGGGGUUACUUCCAGCUUUUGGUGAGGUGCUAUCAGGUGUUCAGCGCCGAUUCUGUGUUAGACACUUGCAUGCGAAUAUGAAGGUAGCAGGUUUCCAGGGUAGGGCAAUUAAGGAUUCUCUAUGGGCUUGUGCUAGGGCAACCACUGUUAAUACAUUCAAUGCAGCCAUAAGCAAGCUGAGGGGAUUAGAUGAGGAUGCAUACCAAUGGUUAGGUGAUAAGAGUCCAACUAAAUGGUCCAGAUCACACUUCUCUACAAACACUAGAUGUGACAUGUUGGUCAACAACAUAUGUGAGUCAUGGAAUUCUAAGUUGUUGGAUGCAAGAGACAAACCAAUCAUAGACUGCCUAGAGGUUAUAAUGAAACAAUUGAUGGCUAGAUUUUAUGACCAAAGACAGAAAGCAACAGAAUGGAAGACUUUGAUAUGCCCUACCAUUGUGAAGAAGUUGAAACCAAUUGAGAAGGAGGCUGCAGGGUACUUGGCCACACAAUGUGAUCACUUCAAAUUUGAGGUUGGACAGCUUUAUGGGGAUCAACAAGAAGUUGAUUUGGAAAGGAAAGAAUGUUCUUGUAGGAAGUGGCAACUAACUGGGAUUCCAUGCAAGCACGCACUAUGUGCAAUUUGGAAGAAAUAUGGCAAGGGUGCAGUGUUUGAUUAUGUCCAUCCCUGUUACUCAAAGCAAACUUAUCUGGAAAUAUAUAGUGGAACUAUCAACCCCAUGGCAGGUCCUCCUGAGUGGCCUAGGUGUGACAGGACCCCCCCAUUGCCACAUGUAUACUCUGCCAAGGUUGGGAGGCCAAAGAAGCUGAGGAAAAAAUCAGCAGAUGAAUUGAGUCAAGAUGGCCUGAAAGUUUGUAGAAAGCAUAUUCCACUCCAUUGCUCUGUGUGUAGAGAAGCUGGACAGAAUAGCAGAAAAUGUCCUUCAAAUCCUAAUAAAAAGGUAAAUGAGGAUUAUGAGGAUUACUAG
Molecule: messenger RNA, 1665 nt
Organism: Ipomoea triloba (trilobed morning glory)
Lineage: Eukaryota; Viridiplantae; Streptophyta; Magnoliopsida; Solanales; Convolvulaceae
Exons: 2
Coding region: 1-1665 (554 amino acids)
Molecular function (GO): zinc ion binding
Source: RefSeq, a predicted model, not a curated record